AUGGCUGUGACCGGCUUCAUUCACCACUUUGGUACCUUUUUGCUCCUCGCGGCAACGGUGCUCCUCGUUGUCACCAGCAUUUCCGCCCCGGUGGUGCACAACAUCUCCCUCUUGACCGUGAAGCUGGGCGACUCUUCGGCCGGCGAUGAGAUCGCGUUUGGUACCUUUGGAUGGUGUGUCCGUGGCGGUUCUGCAGAUGGCUCCGACCAAUGCAGCCGCUCUAGAAUCGGCUACUCGCCUGCCGACAUCGUUGCCGAGGCCGAUGCCGCGCAGUACUCUGGAUGGUCCUCCGACGCCGCCGAGGGCCUGACCCGCGUCAUGAUCCUCCACCCCAUCGGCGCCGGCGUCUCCUUCAUCGCCUUCAUCCUCUCCAUCGGCGCCGGCAUGUUCGGCUCGCUGCUGGCCGCCCUCGUCUCCGGCACCGCCUUCCUCAUCACCGUCGUUGCUCUCAUCUGCGACUGGGUCAUGCUCGCCUACAUCCGCCGUAACGUCAACCGCGACGAUAACGGCGACAAUGGCAGCUACGCCCACUACGACGUCGCCCUCUGGACCCUCUUGGCCGCUGCCAUCUGCCUGCUGCUCGGCACUGUCAUCGUCUUCUUCACCUGCUGCAGCGGCCGCAUGCACAAGCGCCGCCAGCAGCGGUCCAAGGUCGACCACUACUCACCCCCCGCCACGCACACUCCUUACCGCCGUCGUCACUUCUGGCAGCGCCGCACCCGCUACUGA
Molecule: messenger RNA, 729 nt
Organism: Colletotrichum higginsianum IMI 349063
Lineage: Eukaryota; Fungi; Ascomycota; Sordariomycetes; Glomerellales; Glomerellaceae
Product: pH-response regulator
Exons: 2
Coding region: 1-729 (242 amino acids)
Cellular component (GO): cell division site; plasma membrane; growing cell tip
Source: RefSeq, a predicted model, not a curated record